CAAGAAGUUACACAAGCGAGAUCUGACAACAGAGGAGUUUCACAACGAUAAAGGCAGGCUGACUCCUACAAAAGCCUCUCACCUCCACCUGCGGACACGCAUCUUUGUCUGUGGAUUUAUCACAGUGGAAUAUCCACUCAGCCCGUGUCUGUGGGAGCUUUCUCCACCUGGACAGAAGCCUUCAAAGAAACACGCGGUUUUUUGUUUUUUUUUCCUCCUUGGUUGUAGAAAAGCCUGUGUAUGACCUGGUUUUACUGAGAAGCAGAUAUGGUUUUUAGUCUGGUAUGUUAACGCGGUCGUCAAAAAUAAGUCGCCCACUUUCGGUUUGAUUCGUUGGUUAUCGUCGCGCGCACAGCUCCCACUGAAGACAGUCCACACACAGCAGACAGAACACCUCAGCCAUGGAGUUCAGCUCAGUGAUUUUAACAACAGGGGGAUCCGUGGGGUUUUUCAGACUGGUCAACCUGGGGGUCAGUAAACUCCCCAUGCCUGAGUCUGCCUGUAGAAAUGAAUGGAAAUGGAGAAAUAUCUCCACAUCCGUCGUGCACAGCCUCAUCACUGCUGUCUGGGCUGUGCUCUGCUUCUUCCUUCACCCACAGAUGGCGGAAGAUUUGAUAGAAACCCACUCAGUGUUUUCACAUGCUCUGGUUUCGUUUUCAAUCGGUUACUUCAUCUACGACUUCUUUGACAUGGUGCUAAGCCAGAAGCUGAGCCAGUCCUGGGAGCUUCUUUUUCAUCACAUUGUGGUGAUCACCUGUUUCGGCCUGUCUGUGCUGUCCUGUCGUUACGUGGGCUUCGCUGUCGUGGCCCUGUUGGUGGAGAUAAACUCGGUGUUCCUCCACCUUCGGCAGAUCCUGCGCAUGGCCAGCCUCGCCACAGGAACCUUGUACCGCGUCAACAGCAUGAUCAACCUGGGCACAUAUGUGGUGUUUCGGAUCAACACGCUGGCCUGGAUGACCCGCUGGCUGGUGCUCAACAGGGACAAGGUGCCCCUUCUGGCCUACACGCUAGGCAGCGUGGGUAUGGCCAUCAUGACGGCCAUGAAUAUCGUCUUGUUCUACCGGCUGCUCAGGAGCGACUUUCUUAAGAGCAGCACCCGUGAAGCCAAGAAAGAGAAAGAAAUGUAGGGAGCAGACAAGGAAAGGACGCAGGAAGGAUUGGGCUCAUAAACACUUCUGUUACUGUAUGUCAGCACCCUGUGGUGGAGAUUUGGUACCGUUUUUGCCUGUGUGUGACAUGUACACAGCUGGGAAAUGGAGCAGUCUUUUUGUUUUUCUAACUCUUCACACAAGGCAUCAUCACAUCAAGUGGCUUCACGCUGAACACAGAUCACACAAACUAUACACCCCGCAUUAGCAGCAACGGCCUCUGUACAUGUGUGGUACAGUUAUCCUCAAGUGCCAUUAGAGUCAUAAUAUGAACAGCAUUCAGCCUUGUAAAACAACACCAAACGCCUUAUUGUCCCACAGGGUGUUUCAGCUAGAUCUGCUCUAAAUGUAGCUUACUGUAAGUGAAGGUGCACUCUGUACAAGGAACCAAGUAACACUUCUAUAUUUCCAUGGGGAAUGGCAACAAUAUACAAUACUGUGUACAGAUUCUAAGAACAGCAUUUUAUUCAGAUAUAUAUUAUAUAUUGCCGUGGGUAAUGUAAUAUAUGACAAGUUCAUUUAGCACUGGUCAAACAACUGGUUCAACUUGUUGUUUAAUAGUAGUACUUCACAAUGACAGAAUCCAUUUUUUUCGCCAAAUCUCCUCUACUAAAAACCACCUGCUACCUCAGAAAAAUUGUAGCAGAUAACACUUAACAGUUUUUCCUCCUUCUAAUACAAGCUUUGCCAUCAGUGUUUGGUAGGAUCUUAUUAGCUGGAAAGAAGAGAAAAAGAUUGAGUAAAAAAGUGCAUUUUCUAAUCAGGAGAUAUAACUCUGUCAAUGUUAAUCUUCAUGUAAUCAAAAGUAUAUAUUUGGCUAUUAAAUUAUAAAAUAACAAUAUAAGUCAUGCAUGAAUGAUUGAAUUCACCAAAGUAUACUAGAAAACCUGGAAAAUAUAUUCUUUAAGUGAAUUUCUGUUGUUUAACAGGUUUCACUUUCACUAUAAAUAUAAAAUGUAACUGGUGCAUCAUGUACUGUUGACCAAACAGGUUGUUGUUGUGAUAGAUUAUGAAGGAACCAAACUGAAGUAGUUUUAAAUGCAGUAGAUUCUGGCUCAUUUGGCUGAUGGAUCAGGAUCCGCCUGACCUCCCAUCAGCCAUCACUUCAGCAGACACGGAGGUCACCACACACCUCACACCAGCUGCUGUUUUUGUGAGUACACUUGAAUCUUGUAAAAUAACAGGAAAACUAAACAAGCUAAAUGGCAGUAGUUUGUGCUGCGUUACGGACGGACGAUAAUGUUUCCGUGGUUUGUAUCUUUGCAUCGUGGCAGGGGGGUUGUUAUUCUUAAUCUGACCUGUGGAGGACAGUACACUCCUAAACAUCACCUCAGUGACCUCUACAAAGCCAAGACCACCAGAGAUGUCUUUUUUUAACAUCUGUGCAGAUUCAUGCCAUUCUGCCUUGGAUUCUCAGUCAACAGGUCUGAGAUCUGUGAAUACAGCAAACAUUUAUACACACAGCUUCUGUAAGGCUGCUUUCAUUUUGCAUCAUGUCAGUACAGUCUUUACUAUGGUAUAGAAAGCUUUGAUGCCAUUCAUUUUUUGUGCUGUUAUUUCGUGUGUUAAUUUCUGGGAGGGCUUCAGUUUUGUAUAUUAGUAAUUUAUUUGUAUUAAUUGUGCAUUACAGAAAAAUGUGCAAAAGUUCAAUUAAAUUUCCCUGUUGUGAAAUGGUUGGUUAUAGUGAAUUUGAUGUAAUUGUGUCAUGUUGUUGCAGAACGUCGGGUCACUUUGGGUAUUAAUCUGCUUUUCUGAUCAGCCUGAAAUGAUCCAAGCCCAACAAUCCAAACCACUCCAAACAUGGGAACAUAUUUAGACAUAAUUAGACUCAAAUACAAUUGAAAAAAUAGACUCCAUCUGAACACACAGUCCGUUUUAAGCAGCCGAUGACGUGAAAUCAGACGCUGAUGGCUGAUAAAACUGUUCGUCUGUGUUAAAAUCCAGACAUCACUCCUCUAAAGAAGGAAGGCAGUUGUGGCUUGAGUUUUGCAUCUGAUUCACAGCUGCCUUUCAAAGCGUUAGAGUAUUUUUUAUUAUUAAUAUUGUAAAUGUCGAUUUUGUUUAAUAAUUAGUCUUUUUUUCCAGCAAAUUUGAAUGGCAGCUUAAUUUCGUGGUUGUAUUGAAGACGGAUGGUGACAAAUGAAGUUUUUUCUAACAGUCUUAUAGUUGUGAAUGUGUCGUACAACGAUGCAAUGUUAUACAUGUAUAAUGCCAGAUCGGUCAUUUUGAUGCUGUGUAUUUGUAGAUUUUGUCAUUACAUGGCUUCUGUUGCAAAAAUGCAGUUGUCCCAAGGUCAUAGGGUGAAGCUAUGAUAUAUAAUGGACAUAACAAAAGCUACUUUACAAUGAUAAUCAACACACACUGGUUUGUUCUUCUUAUCAUACACAACAAAUGUCAAAUGAACUUAUUUUUUUUAAUCGCCGUGAUAUUUAAGAAAUGAGUAAAAGCAUUUAGACAAAACUAAUCAUCUCUUUUCCUUGUUUUUUUCAUUGACAGUCUUCUAUUCUAAGUCUCCUAGUUUGCUAUUUAACAUGAAACACAUAAAGCAAUUAGGACUUUUCACACUGUGCAGCUUGUCAUGGACUUAUAAAGUCAUCAUUACAGGAGAAAAAAAAAAGAAUAAUAAAGCAACUGAGACCAGCUGAGGUCCUGAGAGAAAAAAUCCUGCUUCUUCUGAGUAUCACAAAUGGUUCCAGUGUGACAACAGUUAUAUUUUCAUGCUUUGCCAGAGAUUGUUUUGUAAUUAAAACUCCAAUUUGUAUGUUUAUAUAAUGAUUUUUGUUUAAUGUGAAAAUAAAGAUCCAAAUGGAA
Molecule: messenger RNA, 3959 nt
Organism: Sphaeramia orbicularis (orbiculate cardinalfish)
Lineage: Eukaryota; Metazoa; Chordata; Actinopteri; Kurtiformes; Apogonidae
Gene: tlcd2
Product: TLC domain containing 2
Exons: 4
Coding region: 402-1127 (241 amino acids)
Biological process (GO): membrane assembly; regulation of membrane lipid distribution; phospholipid homeostasis
Cellular component (GO): plasma membrane
Source: RefSeq, a predicted model, not a curated record